GUAUAUUGUUAGUGAUCGUCGGCACGUUGCCGCAUUCGCGUACAACGGUAGACCAACAACAAUCAUUUGACUUGGUCGGUCUAUACGAUCGAAUUUGUCGCUCGACGUGGAUCACCUUUUUUUUAAAUUCGACCGUAGCUACGUGAACAAAAUUUGAAAAGUCAACGAUCAAUAGCGUCGUUUGUUAUCGCGACUUUCUAAAAGCCGAUGACAAUUGGUGGUGAAACGCGCGAUGGGACAUACACGCAUCAUCAGCGCAUUAAACUGCUGGUACGCGUUUAUGUGCCCGCGUAAAUGUGCCCGUGUAAUACGUUCAUCAGCUGGUGAUGUUCGUGCGUUUCACUGUGUAUGUGUCGAGCGAGAGAGACAUCGCAGCGGUGGUAUAUUGAAGUGAAAAGCAAACGUGGAGUCAAAGUUGGAGGGAAAGAGAGAAAAGUUGUGUAGUCAAGUGUUACGUUGUGUGUGGAGUAAGGAGGAGGAUCUCAGGAGGUGGGGGCCAAAGGUAUAGCGAGGGGGCACGAAGUAGUUGACGAUCGCCACGGUGAAGGAGAAGAGAGAGAAAGAGAAAGAAAGAGAGUGGGAACACCGCGGUGGUGGGGAACCGUCAGAGUGUGCGGUCGUGUCCAAGAAAGAGGUGGAGAAGCGAACAGCAACGGCAGGGAGGGGACGACGGGGGGAGAGCGAACAAACUACCGGGAAGAAGUCAGCGGCAAGUAAAGCAGCGCCGCUGAGGCUAAACUUCAGGAUCUAUCGAACUAAAAUUGUCGUGUAGUUUCUGCCUCCUCUUCUCGCCCCUCCUAACGCAACCUACCUCUCCCUUGACCCCACCAGAGCCGAACACGGUGGCAACGGCAGCAUCUCGGCCGGUUGCGCCCCCUCUGGCUCGAGCACCCAUCCCCUCCACAAAACGAAAGCCGAACGAAGAGGGAAGAAAGCGGCGACGGUGGGGCGUCACGAGGGACGAGGAGCGUACGGACGAGGGAGAAGAAGAGAUUGGAACGUGUCGUGAAAGAGAGAGACGGAGAAACAGAAAGAGGAAAAGGAGAGAAAGAGAGGGAAGAACGGGAAUCGGAGUGAGAGGGGGUAGGCUGGGAGCGCGUUAGCUGGCCCCACGGGCGACUCACCAUAUUUUAUUGUCGCGUUUGCCGACGCUAACCGCUGGUGUACGGCUCCGUGCCCGAUCUACGAAGAUGCCGACCUGACUCGAGAGAAGAGAAGUAUACACAGAACACUCGGCCUACUAGUAGAGUGCGGUACGAAUUCGCGUGGGUACGAGGUGCCGGUAGUGGCAUCAUCAGCCACCAGCAGAGGUGGCACCAGGCUCCCCCACCACACUGCGCGGCGUGCCGGCCUGGACCCUCCCACCCGUCUCACCGAGGGCAAACCAUCUCGCAAAAAUCGUCCCCCUUUCCAUGGAAGGAAAAGAACUACGGCGACGACUCUGCCACCACCACUGUCGAGCCGACCGUUUCUCGUCACUACCACCACCACCAUCGGCACACUACCAUCGUUAUCGCCAGCGCCACCGUCACUGUACCGCCGCCUCCUCCUACACCGAUCAACCGUCAUCUCGAGGAACGAGGAUACCAGAACUUACGGAUUUGGAUCGCGUUAUCCGGACCUUCGACGAACGCUUUACUUAUAACCCACUGUUGGAUUUACCAUCUCUUAUAUAUCCUUAUUGGUGAUUAUCCGAUCAAAAUCGGAUAUCAGUGACGAUUUAGAAAAGUGCGCGUGUGAAUAAUACUAGACGGAUAAUUGAAAAACCUCGUACUCGUUCGAGUAAUUAUUCCGUAAGCGCGCGCGAAAGAAGUUUCCGCCAAGUUUGAAGGUAGAGAGGGAAGACUCGUCGCAUGGACACGCGCCCUCCUUGUACCCCCUCUAAACACGAGUGAAAACAUACACAUACAUGUGGACGCACACGCACGCGAAUCACGCAGAGGUGAAGACAGAAGUGCCGAGGCGUUAUACACAUGUGACUCGCGCCAGUUCGUAGUUACUAUUUGUUUAAAGUGCGCGUAUAUAGAUAGAUUUGGUGAUACCGAUAUAAUUUGUGAGUUAAAAAAAAAUUCAUAUCGAUCGAUUUUCGAUUCUAAUUGUUAAAAAAGAUAACAGGAACGAAUACGAGUCUCUCCAUGUCGUGAUUUCACGGGAUGCAAAGCAAUUCAACGUGUGGACGGAUUUUACAAGCAAGGAAGGAAAAAAAAGGAGAUCGGUGCGCGCGAACAAGUCGAUCCUCGCCUUUCCUUUUUCACGAGUCUCUUCGUCACCAUCGCUCGAGUUCUCGAUCUACCACUCUCUCCCUCUCUAUCUCUCGUUUCGCCUCUUGUCCGUCCCUCUAGCGCUUCCUCUCGCUCGCUCCUCCCUCUAUUUCGUCUUGCUUUCUCAUUUCCUCUCUCUCUGUAUCGCGCUUUCUUCUUCGCACUCGUACUUACGUACCUCCGCCUUCCUAACCGCUGAGCGGAGGUCUGGAUUCCGUCGAAAAGAAACGACGAUUCAGAGGAUAGUCGCGACCGAUCAUAGCUGGCGCGUCGAUCGGAUCAACGGCGUGAGUUACACGAACGAAUCAUCCACCGGCGCAUAUGAUACUUACAUUUAAGUAACGCGUUAGUUAUAUUUCUAUCGUUAUUAAUUUAUGAUUUAUCAAUUUCGACUCGUGUCACAUCAUUUUUAUCAUCCGGACAAAUCUGCAAUCUUUGUUUUUCGAUCUCUAGUGACCAGUGUGAACUGUUCCUGUUGACUUGUAGUUAUCAUCAGUCUGUGUUCAUCGUGAAAUCCCGAAACCGACAGUGUCAUCUUUAUAACUGCAUUGUGGUCGAAGAUCGGAAAACUGGUCCCUGCUUCUCGCAAGUGUCUGCGUUUGUGACAGUGCAAGUGUAUAUACGAGCGGAGACCGCCUUCAGAAUCAAGUAGAGUCGGGUACUAGACAGUGCAAUAAAACAGGCGUGAGUUUUAUAGUGAAAAAUUUUUUGCCAUUUGUUUUGCAUUUAGUGACUUCCUCUGGUUCUUCGACCGGCAAUUAUAUCCGCACGAUUUUAUCUUUCUCGUCGUGUUACGUGGUGAAAAAAUAAAAUUAAAAAGAGAAGAAAAAACAAAAGUGAUCUGAUACUUGUUCCGAGUGACUUGGUGAGACUGCAACAGAUGCUACGGUCUGGAAGGAUGAUCGCGUAGCGGCGCCCGACCAUCACGGCCCUGAGUGGCCGACACAACAUGUCACAGUUCUCUUUUCGAGGAUCGCCAAAUCUACAGUGUCCUGUGACAGUGAGUUCGUCGCUGACGUCUUCUUCGGCCUCGCCGGUGUCCGGCGCGAUCCUGAGCGCAGGCGGUUCGUCGUUGGUCAGCGUAGCGGGCACUGCCACGAAUCAUCCCCUGGGAGUAGCUGCCGGCCUGUCGAACGCGAGGAUGGCGGUGACCAGCGCGGUUGUGAGGCCGCCUGGCAGUCCAACCACGUCGGUCAGCCCGUCGCAGGGUCAUCCGCCUCCGACGACCGGUGGCCCAACGCCGACGGGGCGAUGCUGCGACACGGGGAGACCGAUCUUCACGGACCCCCUCACGGGCCAGACCGUGUGCUCCUGCCAAUACGAGCUUAUCGGCGGUUAUCAACGGCUCGGCGCGCUACCGACGGCCGCGCUUUCCAUGUACAGCGCGCCGUACGCGGCUGCAGCCGCCGCCGCCGCCUCCGAGGGCAUGGCCGCCUAUUUUCCAAGCCUGGGGGCCGAGCAGGCGCCCUUCUAUACACCUACGGCUGCUGGCCUCGAUCUGAAGGCGGAAAAUCUUGGGGCUGGAGCCGCGGCAGCAUGGCCUUAUCCUUCCGUGUACCAUCCCUAUGAUGCGGCCUUCGCUAGUUAUCCCUUCAAUGGUUAUGGGAUGGACCUGAACGGGGCCAGACGAAAGAACGCGACGCGAGAGACGACGAGCACGUUGAAGGCCUGGCUGAACGAUCAUAAGAAGAAUCCUUAUCCAACGAAGGGCGAGAAGAUCAUGUUAGCAAUCAUCACGAAGAUGACUCUGACCCAAGUGUCCACGUGGUUCGCGAACGCGCGGAGACGCCUGAAGAAGGAGAACAAGAUGACGUGGGAGCCGAGGAACAGGGUCGAGGACGAGGAUAACAAUAACGAGGACGACGACAGUGGAAGGAAGAGCGUGGACGAGAAAGAUCGGCUAGACUCGAAAGACUCUGGAACCGGAUCGAGCGAGGACGGCGAGCGGCCGGCGCACCGGAUGGACCUGCUCGGCACCAGCGGCGGUUCCACGGGUGUCCAGGGGAGAACCGAGAGCGAGUGGAGCGAAUCCCGAGCAGACAGCGGCCCAGACAGCCCGGAAUGCCUCUACGACCAAAGAGAACCUCCCAGACACCCUCUGCAGCUGCAGCAUCCCGCCUAUCUCGCCUCCUCUCACGGCCGACUGUUGCGCCACCCGUCUCCCGAGAGCACGCCACCUAGCAGUCACCACGUGCCGCCGAGCACGACAGCGUCCUCGACGGGCAGCGGCGUAACCACGAAACCGAGGAUCUGGUCUCUGGCAGACAUGGCGAGCAAAGAUGGCGAGCAGCAGAGCCCGAUACCGACCACUAUGACAGGCCUCUCGUCACCUUACGGCGGAAGCGGCGGAGCUGGCGGAGGAGUGGCAGGCGGGGGCGGAGGUGGGGGCAAGUUGAUGAGCCCUUUGGCCAGUCGUCUGCCGCCUCAUCACCCGCUCGCGAUGCACUCCGGGACGCAAUUUGUCCGACAUCACCCGGAUUUCUACCGCAACCUGUACGGGGCCUCCCAUCUCGGCUCGGGCGACAUGUCUCUGCUGGAGACUUACUCGAGAACCUUGGGCGGACUGAGCGGCGUCAUGCCCCCCUCCACGGCGCCCAGCAUACUGACGUCGUCCGCGUCAGCCGUGUCGGCCAGUGGCAAACCUUUCUCGAUCAACGGUGGCAGCACUGCUCCAGGUGGCGCUGUGCUCCUCACCACAGCGACAUCUGGCCUAUCUCCCUCGUCCUCGUCCACGGCGUCCUCGGGUGGGUCGGAUCAGUCCCCUCACCCGAGCCUGUCGUCCACGCAGGAGCUCAAGUCACCCGGCCGAGUGUGAUUACGAACGGUGUACAGUUGACUGGAAACGAUAUACGAACGAGUCGGAACGACGAUGUAACUGCCCUUGAGACCCUCGAUCCGCUUCCACCGUUCUUAGUCCGUUUUCUUCCCCGCCCCCUCGUUUCGCUUACCCUCUCACCCCGCGAGAUUUCGUCUUCGUUCCUUUCUUUCUCUGCGGAGGAGUCCCACGAGUGUCUAGAUUCUGCGUACCGACAAGAAAAUUUUUCAAUUUUUCUUUCAAAAGCGAAACUAUUUACAGGUUUAAUUGUCACGAUUAUCGCGUUGAAACGGAAAA
This is a messenger RNA of Apis cerana (Asiatic honeybee), 5373 nucleotides long. RefSeq names its product iroquois-class homeodomain protein mirror (gene mirr). Gene Ontology annotation, biological process: cell development; neuron differentiation; regulation of transcription by RNA polymerase II. Gene Ontology annotation, cellular component: nucleus. Lineage: Eukaryota; Metazoa; Arthropoda; Insecta; Hymenoptera; Apidae. The record is from RefSeq and is a predicted model, not a curated record. Gene Ontology annotation, molecular function: RNA polymerase II cis-regulatory region sequence-specific DNA binding; DNA-binding transcription factor activity, RNA polymerase II-specific.